Messenger RNA from Acytostelium subglobosum LB1, 501 nucleotides. RefSeq lists its product as hypothetical. The transcript has 2 exons. NCBI's taxonomy places the organism in Eukaryota, Evosea, Eumycetozoa, Acytosteliales, Acytosteliaceae. The record is from RefSeq and is a predicted model, not a curated record. The annotation marks the transcript as partial.
AUGCAACCUCAAGACAACUUCCAUUCGCAUCUCUCGCCGAUGACAGAUAUAAACAACAACAAUAAUAAUAAUAAUAAUAAUAACAAUGGUGGUAAUAAUAAUAACAGUAUUGGUGUAGACAACAGCAGUCAUGCUCCCCAACAUCCAUAUCCACAAAUACCACAAAUACAACAAAUACACCAAUUACAUCAAACGCAACAAAUACAACAAACACAACAGCCACCAGCAAUAAUGGCAUUACAACCAAAUAUAUAUAUGAGGAAGCGUUCACGGUGUGAACCAUUUGUGUCACCGCUGUCUUUGUUGCCAUCACCACAGGAGGAACAUAAUAAGUCACCGAGGACAGCACUGCAGAUGCAGUCGCCAGUGCAUCCUUCAUCGUCGAAGCUGGCCUCCACAUUUGUCCCCAUCUCGCCAAACAGUGGAAAGCAAAUAGGUCAUUCUGCACAUGAGCAACAAGGUUGCGAACGAGAAGUAUUACUACCAAUCGAUAUAUUAGAU